Molecule: messenger RNA, 1875 nt
Organism: Nomascus leucogenys (northern white-cheeked gibbon)
Lineage: Eukaryota; Metazoa; Chordata; Mammalia; Primates; Hylobatidae
Gene: PLEKHF2
Product: pleckstrin homology and FYVE domain containing 2
Molecular function (GO): phosphatidylinositol binding; metal ion binding
Source: RefSeq, a predicted model, not a curated record
GUGCUCGUGCCCGCGCGCUCGCGCCCGGAGUGGGGACGGGGGCGCGCCGGUGCGCGCGCAGGGGAGAGGCCAGCCCAGGCAGCCGUUGUCGGGUUCGACUGGAGGGGCGGGGGAGUCACCUGCGAGCGGCUGCGCUGGCGGCCCGCCCGCCCACCGCGUCUGGAUCGCGCCGGCUGCGCGGAGCUGCGGACCGCACACACCCUGGAAGGCCCCGGCGGCGAACGGGCAGAGUCCGCGCCCUGCGUCCGCGACCAGGAGUAUCGGACCUUCGCCUUCGCUGCCGCUGCCGCUGCCGCCGCCGCCGCCCGCGGCCGUCGGGGCUAUUAGUGAAAGAUGGUGGAUCGCUUGGCAAACAGUGAAGCAAAUACUAGACGUAUAAGUAUAGUGGAAAACUGUUUUGGAGCAGCUGGUCAACCUUUAACUAUACCUGGACGAGUUCUUAUUGGAGAAGGAGUAUUGACUAAGUUGUGCAGAAAAAAGCCCAAAGCAAGGCAGUUUUUCUUAUUUAAUGAUAUUCUUGUAUAUGGCAAUAUUGUCAUCCAGAAGAAAAAAUAUAACAAACAACAUAUUAUUCCCCUGGAAAAUGUCACUAUUGAUUCCAUCAAAGAUGAGGGAGACUUAAGGAAUGGAUGGCUAAUCAAGACACCAACUAAAUCUUUUGCAGUUUAUGCUGCCACUGCUACGGAGAAAUCAGAAUGGAUGAAUCACAUAAAUAAAUGUGUUACUGAUUUACUCUCCAAAAGUGGGAAGACACCCAGUAAUGAACAUGCUGCUGUCUGGGUUCCUGACUCUGAGGCUACUGUAUGUAUGCGUUGUCAGAAAGCAAAAUUCACACCUGUUAAUCGUCGCCACCAUUGCCGCAAAUGUGGUUUUGUUGUCUGUGGGCCCUGCUCUGAAAAGAGAUUUCUUCUUCCCAGCCAGUCCUCUAAGCCUGUGCGGAUUUGUGACUUCUGCUAUGACCUGCUUUCUACUGGGGACAUGGCCACAUGCCAGCCUGCUAGAUCAGACUCUUACAGUCAGUCAUUGAAGUCUCCUUUAAAUGAUAUGUCUGAUGAUGAUGACGAUGAUGAUAGCAGUGACUAAGGACACAUUUGGGAGUGUUUAAUCAGGUGUGGCUAUCUGAGAAAUCAACUGUGGGGGAAGUUGAUUCUGAGCUCUCUCUCUGUUUUGUUCUAGCCAUGAAUUUGCCUGAGAAACUUGUAACCUAUGUGCCUCAAUAUAUUCCAUAGAAAGUAGGUCCCCCUGCCUUCUCCCACUCCUUGCACUCUUCUACAGGGAUAGACUUUUGCAAAUAUAUCAGAUAAAUUUUUUGUUUCUUAUUCCUGUUUAUUUUUAGGUUAUUUUCUUGGAAGGUUGGGAAAAGAUGUUUGUUUAACAGAUCAUGUACUACAUUGUUGUUUUCAUUUCUGUUAUAAGUAAAACUAAAAGCACAGAAUGGUGGGAAAGGGGCUAUAAUGUGGUCCAUUAAUAAUGUUAGUAGCUUUUUUCUAACCAUCCUGUCUAAUGGUUAAGACACCAGUAACAAAAACACAUGAUUUGGAAAUACUUUGUUUGGCUUUUUCAUAUACCUAGUGGUGCCUUAUCAUAAUAGCACUGUUACAUGAAAUAAGCCCCCUACCUUCUUACUUUCUGGUUUGUUGAAAAAAUACACUGGUGCUCUUUGAAGUGAUAAAAUGAGUGUUUAUGAAUGGGUGUAAUUAGGAAAUACUUCUCAUCUGACAGCUACAAAUAACUAAGUUUGGAGGUAUUUUCACUCUAUAUGAAUAAAUAUUUUUCCAUAAAAUAGUUGUGAUUAUAUUUUUGUUUUAUAUAGGUCCCAAAUUAUAAUUGUCAAAUAUAUAUUUUAAAUUAAUAAUAGGUUGUCAUUCUUAGGAA